CGGCUAACUGACGGUGACGGCGGCGGCAGAGCUCCGCUUCUUUGUCUCGCUCGUGUACGGUUCCCGCCUAACGCUGCCAUCUAUGUGGAGCGGGCGCGGUCGAGUGAUAAUUUAAUGACCGUUUUCACUCCCUCGUUUUGUUUUUUUUCAUUUUUAUUUCGGUUUGGAGGCGGCGAACAACCUGCGGUGCUGACUGGGGCUGCGAGGCCGGCGCGGUAACUCAUUUCCCUACCCUUCCCAAUAAUAUUCUUCUUUUGGAAGUUUUUCGUUUUGUCAAGCCGCCAAAGUGGAGAGUGUGAUUACAGAAGGGGUUGCUUCUCGUUUCAGCACUAAACGAGAUGUCAACUCCUUGAAUGAGAAAGAACGGCAAGAUGGAAUCUUCAGGAAAGUCAGAGGCAUUUUGAACAAGCUUACUCCAGAGAAGUUUGACAAGCUAUGCCUUGAGCUCCUCAAUGUGGGUGUAGACUCAAAACUGGUCCUAAAAGGGAUCAUUUUACUGAUAGUAGACAAAGCCCUUGAAGAGCCCAAGUAUAGCUCGCUAUAUGCACAGUUAUGCCUGCGUCUAGCAGAGGAUGCUCCUAACUUUGAUGGCCCAUCUCCAGAGCUGCAACACCACAAGCAAAGUACGACAUUCAGGCGCCUUUUGAUUUCGAAACUUCAAGAUGAAUUUGAAAACCGUAGCAGAAAUGUCGAUAUCUACGACAAGCAUGAUGGCCCCCUCUCAAAUGAAGAGGAAGAGCAGCGGGCCAUUGCGAAGAUCAAAAUGUUGGGCAACAUCAAAUUCAUUGGAGAGCUUGGCAAACUUGAUCUUAUCCACGAAUCUAUCCUUCAUAAGUGCAUCAAAACACUUUUGGAAAAGAAGAAGAGAGUUCAAUUUAAGGAUAUGGGGGAGGAUUUGGAGUGCCUCUGUCAGAUAAUGAGGACAAUAGGACCUAGACUAGACCAUGAAAAGGCCAAGUCUCUAAUGGAUCAGUACUUUGCCCGGAUGCGUUCCUUGAUGCAAAAUAAGGAAUUGCCAGCUAGGAUCCGUUUCAUACUGCAGGAUACUGUGGAGUUGCGUGAGCACCGCUGGGUUCCUCGCAAGGCUUUUAAUGACAAUGGACCAAAGACGAUAAACCAGAUUCGUCAAGAAGCAGGAAAGGAUUUGGGAGUUUUUAUUCCGCCGUCAAUGGCUCAUGGAAUGAGGAAUGACUUCUUUCUGGAGGGCCCUUUUAUACCACCUGGAAGGAAAUUUGACAGAGACCCACUUGGGGGGCUUGCUGAUAUGUUUGGACAAAUGCCGGGUAGUGGAAUUGGUACUGGUCCAGGAGUAAUUCAAGACAGAUUCUCACCUACCAUGGGGCGACAUCGUUCCAACCAAAUUUUUAAUGGCCAUGGUGGGCAUGUGACUCCUCAGUCUCAGUUUGGGGAAAUGGGAAGCAAGUCUUUCCUUAAAUCUAACCAGAUCAGUUUGAGGCCUGCACAGUCAUUUCUGCUGAAUAAAACUCUAGUGCACAAGCUACAACCGCAAACACCAACUAUGAUCCCACCGAGUGCACAGCCUCCUCGUACUCAGACACCACCCCUUGGGCAGCCCCCUCAACUAGGUCUCAAAACAAAUCCACCCUUGAUUCAGGAGAAGCCUGUGAAGAACAAGAAAGCACCUUCCAAAGAAGAACUGAUUAAACUGACCGAAACUAUCCUAACAGACUACCUGGCUAAUGUUAACGUAAAAGAUGCUGUUAAUGGAGUGAAAGAAAUGAGGGCACCAAAGCCUUUCCUGCCAGAAAUGUUAAGCAAGAUGAUUGUGCAGACUCUAGAUCGCUCUGAUGAGGACAAAGAACAAGCCAGCUGUCUGAUUGAUGCACUCAGGCAGGAAGGGCUCAUUACGGGUGAAAAUUUCAUGCAAGCUUUCCUCAACGUAUUGGACCAGUGCCCCAAGCUGGAGGGGGAUAUACCGCUGGUGAAAUCUUAUUUGGCCCAGUAUGCAGCACGCGCCGUUAUGUCUGAGCUUGUGACCCUCUUGGAACUUGCGCAGCCCUUUGAAAAUGGAACCCAAUUCCCCUUAUUCUUGCUUUGUCUACAACAGCUUGCCAAAUUGAAGGAUCGAGAGUGGCUAACUGACCUUUUUCAGCUGAGCAAAGUCAACAUGCAGAAGAUGUUGCCAGAAAUUGACCAAAACAAGGAUCGCAUGUUGGAGAUACUGGAGGGCAAAGGUCUCAGUUUCUUGUUCCCGCUUCUGAAAUUGGAGAAAGAGUUGGCAGAACAAAUUAAGAAUGACCCAUCCCCUCAAGCCAUUUAUAAGUGGAUCAAGGAUAACAUUUCUCCCAAAUUACACACUGAUAAAGGAUUUGUCAACAUUCUUUUGACCAGCUUCCUGCAACAUAUUUCUAAGAUGGCCCCAGCUGAAAGUGCUGACCCAACAGGUGUUCCUUCCAAGGAAGUGUUAGAACUUGAGAAGCAGCUGCUCCUGUCCUUCAAGCCAGUAAUGCAAAAGUUCCUGCACGAUCAUACAGAGCUACAGGUUAGCGCCCUAUACGCAUUGCAGGUGCACUGCUACAAUCACAACUUCCCUAAAGGUAUGUUACUGCGCUUCUUUGUGAACUUUUACGACAUGGAAAUAAUAGAAGAGGAAGCCUUCUUGGCGUGGAAAGAGGAUAUCAGCCAGGAAUUCCCAGGGAAAGGCAAAGCUUUGUUUCAGGUGAAUCAGUGGCUAACCUGGCUGGAAACUGCAGAGGAGGAAGAAUCUGAGGAGGAAGAGGGUGACUGAAAUCGGCCAAAGCCUUAAACUUGUGCAAAUAUACUGUUGCUGUGAUGUAACUACGUUCAUCCCAACCACUGCAGAGAUUCAUUCCACUGUUGCAGUAUUUAGCGCAGGAGCAUGUUCAUGGCUCAACUUCUGCAUAACCUUUAGUGUAUGUCUUAAGCGUAGUGUACCAUUGAAUCGUAAGAUUACAGUACCUUUUUAGGCAACUUCAUGACCUAUGAAUAGCAUGCAAUAACUGAACCCUAAAUUUACUCGGUGCGAGCGGUAGUUAUAAUGAAGACAAUGCUGUUGGCUGCUGUUCUACAUUGGUUAUUUUAAAAACUGAAUAGCAACACCAAGACACUGUAGAAAUGCACUUUGCUCAGCAAAAUACUUGAGUCGUUGCAAUAUUUGAUUUCUUUUCCCUUGGAUUGUUUAAAAACAAAAUAAAUUGGAAACUGUAAUCAAGGGGUUGCAGCUGUAACUUUAAUUUGCCUGUAUUUCUAUCUCCACUUUUUGGGCUUUAAGGUACAUGCCAGGGUUAACCAUGCUUAAAUCCUGUAAACUGGGCAAAUGCAAGUCUUUAAUCUCAUUUACUUGCACAAUGCUAGCGUGCCCUGGUAAAGGACUUUAAAGUGCUUGUUAAGACGGGGGGGGGCGGGGGGGAAUUCAAUGGUGAAAUUAAUGGAACUAACUUUUCUUUGACCCCUCGUGUGUGAUAGUAACAAAAUGAAGCCUACUUAAUUUAUCAAGUUGUUCACUACUUGUUCACAUGCCCUGAUUUUAUAUACAGUAACUUGUAUCUAUAAUAAACAUUGUGAUACUUGAUGGCUUAUUUUCCUGUUGAUUGUUUCUUGUAUAGAAGUUGAAGGAUAAGACCAGCUAUUUGCUUGUUCCAUGUUCUAUCUAAGGACAUCUCUAAAAUUUGGGCAGAGCAUGUAUCUUAUGGUAUAGGAGAAAAUCUCCAGUCAGAUCUGUGGGAGGUGGGUGUGAUGGUAGCUUACUGGCUUAUUGUGGCUGCAGAUUUGACUAACAUGCUGUUUAAAAUGCAUUUCCGUGGUUGAUGCACGUUGCUUUACAGUUUUGGAUUGGUUUUGGUGUGAGACAGACCGAAUGAAGGCUGUGCUUGGUGUAUGCGUUUGCCAACUUUUGCAUGUCUGCCAAGAUUGGGAAAGGGAAGUAAUAAAUGCAUCGGAUCAAGGUAUUUUUGAAUGUAUUUAAAUGCAAGUUUUUUUGCAAUUUAAUAAAAACAUUUGCUUGGCAUUGACAUUAAAAUUCCUAACAUCAA
Messenger RNA from Leucoraja erinaceus (little skate), 4013 nucleotides. Its product is annotated as eukaryotic translation initiation factor 4 gamma 2-like. Lineage: Eukaryota; Metazoa; Chordata; Chondrichthyes; Rajiformes; Rajidae. The transcript has 20 exons. The record is from RefSeq and is a predicted model, not a curated record. The coding region runs from base 764 to 2749 and encodes 661 amino acids. Gene Ontology annotation, molecular function: protein binding; translation initiation factor activity; mRNA binding. Gene Ontology annotation, cellular component: eukaryotic translation initiation factor 4F complex.